GUAGGAUUUUGUCCUAAUCUUUUUUCCUAAUUUCUUGAAAUUAAUGUUUUUGCUAUUGCGUUUCGUAGUUAUUCUAUCUGAAGCUGUUUUCCUGAAUAUAUUAUAAAAUUUUAGCGUUAACUGAGGUGAUAAAUUCCCUACAAAAAAAAUGACAUCUGCCGAUGAACAAUUAUCAGAAUGUCGUGAAGUAUUUUGCUACUUCGAUUCAAAAGGAGAUGAACGAAUAGGAGUAGCACAAGUUGGUGAUGUUCUUCGUGCACUUGGACAAAAUCCAACUGAAGCUGAGAUUCAAAAAUGUUGCUCACACUGGACUGAUCCUGAAACCCGUAUUACAUUCGAAGACUUUGUCCCGAUUUAUCAGUCAGUGAAUAAAUGUCGCGAAAACCAUACCUUAGAAGAAUUCGUAGAAGGAUUAUCUCAUUUUGAUAAAGAAGGAAAUGGUUUAAUCAAUAUUGCCGAGUUACGACAUCUGUUAACUACGCUUGGCGAGCGUUUGUCAGAUGAAGAAGUUGAUCAACUUCUGGCUGGCCAUGACGAUUCGCAUGGCAAUGUAAACAUUUCGGAUUUUGUGCGAGCUAUAAUGCAUGCUUGAAAAGCAAUAAUAUUAUGGAAAGACUUUCAUUUGCCUUUUAUAUAUACCAUUUGUAAUAGUUGUUACAAGAGAUAAUUGUCGUGGUUGUAUUUGUAAUUUAUUUAUAUUCAUGGAAUAUCACUGCA
Molecule: messenger RNA, 717 nt
Organism: Loa loa (African eye worm)
Lineage: Eukaryota; Metazoa; Nematoda; Chromadorea; Rhabditida; Onchocercidae
Product: myosin
Exons: 5
Coding region: 149-592 (147 amino acids)
Cellular component (GO): myosin II complex
Molecular function (GO): calcium ion binding
Source: RefSeq, a predicted model, not a curated record